AUGGCUCCCAAGACAAUCAUUGCUCCCUCUAUCCUGUCGGCUGACUUUGCUCAGCUUGGCCAUGACUGUGCCCGCACCAUGAAGCAGGGCGCGGACUGGCUCCAUGUCGACAUUAUGGACGGUCACUUUGUCCCCAACAUCACCUUCGGUCCUCCCGUCGUUGCUGCCAUCCGAGGCCACGUCGAUCAGCCCACCGAGGCCCACGGCCGGGGCACCUUUGAUUGUCAUAUGAUGAUUGCAGAGCCCAAGAAAUGGGUCAAGGAGUUGAAGAAGGCUGGCUGCAACCUUUACUGCUUCCACUACGAGGCUGCCUUCUCCAGCGCUGCCGAGAAUCCCGAGGAUCAGACCGACGAAAAGACCAGCCCCAAGGCACUUAUUCGAUAUAUCCACGACCAAGGACUGUUGGCUGGUAUUGCUAUCAAGCCUGAUACUUCCGUCGAUGUGCUAUGGGAGAUCCUUGAGAAUAGUGAAGAGAAGGAGAGACCUGAUAUGGUUCUUGUCAUGACUGUAUACCCCGGCUUUGGUGGUCAAAAGUUUAUGGCUUCCGAGUUGCCCAAGGUCCAAGCCCUCCGCAAAAAGUACCCCGAGCUCAAUAUCGAAGUUGAUGGUGGUAUCGGACCCAAGACAAUCGACGAGGCUGCUGAUGCCGGCGCCAAUGUCAUCGUUGCAGGAAGUGCUGUGUUCGGAGCCAACGAUCCUUCCGAGGUUAUCGCACAGUUGCGCCAGUCGGUUGAUGCUCGAAGUGCGAAGUAA
Molecule: messenger RNA, 753 nt
Organism: Fusarium pseudograminearum CS3096
Lineage: Eukaryota; Fungi; Ascomycota; Sordariomycetes; Hypocreales; Nectriaceae
Exons: 4
Coding region: 1-753 (250 amino acids)
Biological process (GO): pentose-phosphate shunt; pentose-phosphate shunt, non-oxidative branch; carbohydrate metabolic process
Cellular component (GO): cytosol
Molecular function (GO): metal ion binding; D-ribulose-phosphate 3-epimerase activity
Source: RefSeq, a predicted model, not a curated record